UAGAGGUUCUAAAGCCCCUAGGCCGUGGGCACACGUGGGUGACGUUAGGGCCGGCCCUCUCCAGGGUCCCUUUUGUUGAACUAUCAAACAUAAGCCAGCUCCUGAGGGCUUCAGAACAGUGUUAAGACCACUGUGUACUGCGCAAGUCUCUGGAGCAUCGCCAUCAGUGUGGUAUCACACCAUCAGCAUCAUACGCAGCCAGGAGCUAUCAUGUCGAGAUCUUUCUACGUAGACUCUUUGAUUAUCAAGGAUCCUGCGCGCCCUGCUUUGAGCGAGCACACGGGUCAGGACUUUCUCAUCCCUUUUAGCAUGCACUCUCCCGGCGUCAUGAGCGUUACUGCACCCGUUUGUUCGUCCAGGAAGACGGGCACCUUCUGUGUGUGUCCACUCUGCGUCACCUCGCAUAUCCACUCUUCCCGGGCCGGAAUCCCUUUACUGAAGGGACAGGGCUUCUCCGCCGGUGAGGCGAAUUUCUGUCAGAGGUUGGCACACCAACAGAGUACCGUGAUAGCGCACCCGGGACACGGACACGCGCCUGUCUGCACGCCCACAAGUUACGGCGUCACGGACCCUCGGAGGUAUCACUGCCUCUCUCUAGCCGCGUCUGAUAACAGCCACAUACAGAACGGCAAACGGAUGCGCACCGCCUUUACCAGCACCCAGCUUCUCGAGUUGGAGCGUGAAUUUUCGUCUAACAUGUACCUUUCGCGCUUACGCAGGAUUGAAAUAGCCACAUAUCUAAACCUGUCAGAGAAGCAGGUGAAAAUAUGGUUCCAAAACCGCCGCGUUAAACACAAGAAAGAAGGAAAGGGUACGCAAAGGAGCGCGCACGCAGGAUGCAAAUGCUCAGGCAACCACACACAUUAUCCGCGCUCAGAAGAUGAAGAAUCCCUGUCACCUGUCUCAGCCUCAGAGGAGAAAGAGACUUCACCAAUCUAGGGGAGACAUAAAAUCACAGACCUAAAUUGGUACCCAUAUAGCACAUUGAAAUGUAGGAUCCGUUAAAACGGCUCAAUUUGUGGAACAGUUUAUGUAUAACUCUGAGAUAUGGAGGUCAAUUUUUCCCUUUUCCCUCUGAAAUAAUUGUUUGACCGUGGCACUGAAGAUAUUUAAAUGUCGUCUUGUCUUGCUGCAUUAUAAAGCAAACUGUGAAAUAAUAACUGAGUGAUAAUGUGUAAAUAGAGUUUUUUAUGUUGAAGGUGUUUUUAAAAAAGCGAGCUGUCAACCUUGUUUUUAAGGAUGUUGGACAUGUUUAUGGGGACAUAAAACACCCUUUGUUUUAUAUUGUAAAUAUGCAGACUGUUAAUCCAAUGUGUCCUAGACUACUGAGCAUUUUUUUCACCUGAAUUUUAUGUGCAUAUUAAAGAAAAUGUGUAUAUUUGUAUUUAUUUAAAUAAACAAAUAAAAUAACG
Triplophysa rosa is the source of this 1412-nucleotide messenger RNA. RefSeq names its product GS homeobox 2 (gene gsx2). Gene Ontology annotation, molecular function: DNA-binding transcription factor activity, RNA polymerase II-specific; sequence-specific double-stranded DNA binding. Gene Ontology annotation, cellular component: nucleus. The record is from RefSeq and is a predicted model, not a curated record. Lineage: Eukaryota; Metazoa; Chordata; Actinopteri; Cypriniformes; Nemacheilidae. The transcript has 2 exons. Bases 211 to 939 code for a protein of 242 amino acids. Gene Ontology annotation, biological process: regulation of DNA-templated transcription.